Molecule: messenger RNA, 1803 nt
Organism: Penicillium diatomitis
Lineage: Eukaryota; Fungi; Ascomycota; Eurotiomycetes; Eurotiales; Aspergillaceae
Product: Translation initiation factor RLI1
Exons: 6
Coding region: 1-1803 (600 amino acids)
Biological process (GO): translational initiation; ribosomal subunit export from nucleus; translational termination
Molecular function (GO): ribosomal small subunit binding; ATP hydrolysis activity; iron ion binding
Source: RefSeq, a predicted model, not a curated record
AUGUCUGACAAGCUUACUCGUAUUGCCAUCGUCAACAGCGACAAGAAAUGUCGUCAGGAGUGUAAAAAGUCUUGCCCUGUGGUCCGCACAGGCAAGCUUUGCAUUGAAGUGUCCAAUGACUCGAAGAUUGCGUUCAUCUCGGAGAGCCUGUGCAUUGGUUGUGGUAUUUGCCCGAAGAAGUGCCCAUUCGGUGCCAUCAACAUCAUCAACUUGCCCACCAAUUUGGAAAGCCAGGUUACCCACCGUUAUUCCGCCAACAGCUUCAAGCUCCACCGUCUGCCGAUGCCCCGCCCCGGUCAGGUCCUCGGUCUUGUUGGAACAAACGGUAUCGGCAAGAGUACCGCACUGAAGAUUCUGAGUGGCAAGCUGAAGCCCAACUUGGGUCGCUACGAUAAUCCCCCUGACUGGGAGGAGAUCCUGAAGUACUUCCGCGGAUCUGAGCUGCAGAACUACUUUACGAAGGUUCUUGAGGACAACCUGAAGGCUGUUGUUAAGCCGCAAUAUGUCGACCAAAUUCCUCGUGCAGUUAAGGGACCCGUCCAGGGCGUGAAGGACCUCAUCCAAGCCCGUGUCUCCCUGGACAACAUGCAAGAAAUCAUGGAUGUUCUUGAGCUCAACCAGGUCGCUGACCGCGACAUUGGCCAUCUCUCCGGUGGAGAGCUGCAGCGUUUCGCCAUUGGUUUGGUCUGCGUGCAGAAGGCCGAUGUGUACAUGUUCGACGAGCCUUCAUCCUACCUCGAUGUGAAGCAGCGUCUGGCAGCUGCCCGCACCAUUCGCGGCCUCCUUCGCCCAGAUGACUACGUCAUUGUGGUAGAGCACGAUCUUUCGGUGCUUGACUAUCUUUCUGAUUUCAUUUGUGUGCUUUACGGUCGGCCUGCUGUCUACGGUGUCGUCACCCUUCCCUCCUCUGUGCGAGAGGGUAUCAACAUCUUCCUCGAUGGUCACAUCCCAACUGAGAACUUGCGUUUCCGUGAGGAAUCUUUGACCUUCCGCUUGACUGAGGCUGGUGAUGACUUCAUCGCCGAUAAGGCUCACGCCUACAGCUAUCCUACCAUGGAGAAGACUCUGGGCAACUUCCACCUGAAGGUUGAGACUGGUCAAUUCACCGACUCCGAGAUCAUCGUCAUGAUGGGUGAGAACGGAACUGGCAAGACCACUUUCUGUAAGAUGUUGGCUGGUGCCGAGAAGCCUGACGGUAACCGAUCCGUUCCCAAGAUGAACAUCAGCAUGAAGCCCCAGAAAAUUACUCCUAAGUUCCAGGGUACUGUGCGCCAGCUCUUCUUCAAGCGUAUCAAGGCGGCUUUCCUUUCCCCACAAUUCCAGACUGAUGUCUACAAACCGCUGAAGAUCGACGACUUCAUUGAUCAGGAGGUCCAGAACCUGUCCGGUGGUGAAUUGCAGCGUGUCGCUAUUGUCCUUGCUCUGGGUAUUCCUGCCGAUAUCUACCUAAUUGACGAGCCUAGUGCCUAUCUCGACUCCGAGCAGCGUAUCGUCGCUGCCCGAGUCAUCAAGCGUUUCAUCAUGCACACCAAGAAGACUGCGUUCAUUGUCGAGCACGAUUUCAUCAUGGCCACUUACCUGGCUGAUCGCGUUAUCGUGUUCGAUGGACAGCCUUCCGUGGAUGCUCGCGCUAACAAGCCCGAGUCUCUUGUCACUGGCUGCAACAAGUUCUUGAAGAACCUCGAUGUCACUUUCCGUCGUGACCCCAACAGCUACCGACCUCGUAUCAACAAGUACAACAGUCAAAUGGACCAGGAGCAAAAGCUUGCAGGCAACUACUACUUCCUGGAGGAAGAGAACUGA